This is a messenger RNA of Auxenochlorella protothecoides, 498 nucleotides long. RefSeq lists its product as hypothetical. Bases 1 to 498 code for a protein of 165 amino acids. NCBI's taxonomy places the organism in Eukaryota, Viridiplantae, Chlorophyta, Trebouxiophyceae, Chlorellales, Chlorellaceae. Gene Ontology annotation, biological process: plant-type cell wall organization. The record is from RefSeq and is a predicted model, not a curated record. The transcript has 3 exons.
AUGUGCUUGAGCUUCAGCGGAGCGCUCGCCUGGCAGAAAGGCCGUGCGGUGAGUCCAUGUUUGCAGUUGCGUGAUCGGGCAGCGGGUGUCACAUGCCUGAGCAGUACAGGUCUGCCUCGAACCCUGUCCGAACCAUCCGUACCCCUGCAGACGUACUACGGAACCGACGGAUGGAGCAUUCAUACUGGGUCGUGCGGCUUCGGCUAUCAGUGGCCAGAUGUGGGCACCGGGUUCGAUGUCGCAGCCAUCGCCGAUGCCGCUCCCGAGUUCGGUGGGUCGUGCGGACGCUGCUAUGAGGUGAAAUGCGACCCCCAGUCCGCCGUCCCUGACGGGGCCUACGAGCGCCUGAGCGAUGUGAAGUGGGGCGUCAUGGGCAUCCAGUACCAGGAGGUGCCUUGCACCAAGGCGGCCGACAACCCCGCGCCGCCCAUCGCCAACCCCACCCCACGUGAGCGCGCCGACUUGUUUUCCUCAGCUUUACCCCGGCCGAGCGUUUGA